Ogataea angusta is the source of this 678-nucleotide messenger RNA. RefSeq lists its product as uncharacterized. Gene Ontology annotation, cellular component: cytoplasm. Bases 1 to 678 code for a protein of 225 amino acids. NCBI's taxonomy places the organism in Eukaryota, Fungi, Ascomycota, Pichiomycetes, Pichiales, Pichiaceae. The record is from RefSeq and is a predicted model, not a curated record. Gene Ontology annotation, molecular function: kinase activity; ATP binding. The transcript is spliced from 2 exons.
AUGUCUGUUUUAGUCCGUUCGUUAGGAUUUCUGGAACCAAUUAUAAGAGGUUGGGACUAUAGCAAGCCCUUAUUCAUUGGCUUAGAGGGCCCUCAAGGUUCGGGCAAAACGUAUGUUUCCACGAAGUUGGUGAAAGAGUUGUCAGUUAAAUUUCCAGCACUCAACAUAGUACGAUGUUCAAUGGACGACUUCUAUCUCACAUUUGAGGAGCAGAAGAAGGUCAGUGAGCAGAACAUAGGGAACAUAUUAUUGCAAGGGCGUGGACUACCAGGAUCUCAUGAUCUCAAGUUACUAUUUGAAUGUUUUGCGCAGAUCGAGAACGGCAGCGAUCAUGUUAUAAUUCCAUUUUAUGACAAAUCAUUGCACAAGGGUAAAGGAGAUCGUGCCCUUGAGAAAGAAUGGACCCAUUUACGGGGUCGCAAGGUUGAUGUGGUCCUUCUUGAAGGUUGGUUUGCUGGAUAUCGUGCGUACAAUAAUGAGACAGUAUUGAAACGCAAAUGGGAGGAAGUCAGGAAACAGCACGAACCAAAAUUUGACUCUAUCAAGCUUGAGCACAUCUUGAAACUCGACCACGAUUUGAGCCUUUACGAACAGAUUUGGGCAAGGUUUGACUGCUUUUUGUACAUAACAACUUCUGACCUGGCCAAUGUACAUGCCAGCGUACUAUCUGUAUUAUGA